This is a messenger RNA of Cuscuta campestris, 927 nucleotides long. Lineage: Eukaryota; Viridiplantae; Streptophyta; Magnoliopsida; Solanales; Convolvulaceae. The record is from the annotation of a GenBank genome assembly.
CUUACGGAGUUCGUAAGCCGUAUUUUAUACCGAGUAAUUAUACAAGGGACAAAUUAUCAAAUUUUCGAAACAAAUUAAGGACUACGGAGUACAAUUUGACUCGACGUCUGAGCAAGAAAGCGAAAAAGAGUCCUUCAAAUCCAACAACUACGACGAGCGAAGCUUGAAGAUUCUUUCUUCCUUCAUCGUCUUCACAAUCUAAACCCUUCUCUAUUGAACUGCUUUGGUCGAUCGGAGGCAUGGCCACUGCUGGAAACAAGAACAUAAACGCCAAGCUCGUGUUCCUUGGAGAUGUUGGAGCUGGAAAAUCUAGCUUGGUAUUGCGUUUUGUUAAAGGGCAAUUCAUCGAAUUCCAGGAAUCUACAAUAGGGGCGGCAUUUUUCUCGCAAACUGUGGCAGUCGAUGAUGCGACAGUGAAAUUUGAAAUAUGGGACACGGCUGGCCAAGAGAGAUACCAUAGCUUAGCUCCAAUGUACUAUAGAGGAGCUGCAGCCGCUGUUGUUGUGUAUGAUAUAACAAACCCAGCAUCCUUUGAACGAGCUAAAAAAUGGGUCCAGGAACUUCAGGCACAAGGUAAUCUGAACAUGGUUAUGGCACUUGCUGGGAAUAAAGCUGACCUGUUAGAAGCAAGAAAGGUGGCAACAGAGGAAGCACAACAAUAUGCCAGGGAAAAUGACCUUUUCUUUAUUGAGACAUCUGCAAGAACUGCAACCAAUGUCAAUGACAUUUUCUAUGAGAUAGCCAAGAGAUUGCCUCGUCUGCAACCUGCUGCAAAUCCGGCAGGCAUGGUUCUCAUGGACAGAUCGACUGCUGCUCAAAGAAAUGCCACAUCUGCUGCCUCCUCUUGCUGCACGUAACCCUGCCUGCCUUUACAUGCACCGCGGAGAAAGAAAAGAAUUGCACGCCGCUCCUGUAUUUAUUGUUUCA